GCUGUAUAACUAAGGGUCAGUUCAGCUGAGGACUCACACACUCUUCACUCAGCCUGAUGGAAGUCCUUUGGAUGAUUGUCCUCACUGUUGGUCUGCUUGGCUCACAUUGUGAGGGCGCUAUAUCCUGUAAAAAUGAAAAUGGUGCAGAUGUAGACUGGUUUAUUUUGUACAAGGUGAAAAAGGGGUUUGACUAUGUUUACACUGAUUCAACCAACCACAACCUUAGAAAGACUAACAAGGAUGUCAACAACCAAGCUGGUGUCCUGGCAAAUACCCUGAAGCCCUACUUUGACUUUCAGGAUAAGCAGUCAUCAGAUUUUGGAUUCAUUGCAUACAAUGACCAACCACCACCAGAUGGAAAAGGUGUAAGUUCCACCCAUGGCCACAGCAAAGGAGUUGUGAUGAUAGAUGAGGACAAUGUAGUCUGGCUUUUACACAGCACACCAAGAUUCCCCUUUUCUCAUGAAAGCAAUAAUUUCUAUCCUAAAAGUGGGGAACGUAAUGCACAGAUAUUUAUGUGUGUAACACUGAAAUCUACAGAGUCUGAAGAAAUAGCUCAACAUCUUAAAGAUAUCAAAGCUUAUAAAUUUGAAGAACACAAUCCUGUAAAACUCACAGAUUCUUCCCCCGUACCACGAGCGCGGCCCUAUAACAAAGACUUGCGGUCAGCUGGUAAUUCGCAGUUUAAACGCUUUGUUAAACAAACCUCAGCCACCAGGGAUCCUAAAGUCGGAGAUCUUUAUGUCACCAUUGCUGACACACUAAAUACCAAUUUAUACAUCCAGACCUGGUGCAACGACCCUAAUAAUGCUGAUAAACGUCCACCUUCUGUAACUGGAAAAGGCAAAGAACUAGUCACCAUCAUGUUUAUUUUGUACAAGGUGAAAAACGGGUUUAACUAUGUUUACACUGAUUCAACCAACCAGAACCUUAGAAAGACUAACAAGGAUGUCAACAACCAAGCUGGUGUCCUGGCAAAUACCCUGAAGCCCUACUUUGAAAAAGAUACGCAGUCAUCAGAUUUUGGAUUCAUUGCAUACAAUGACCAACCACCAACAUCAAAUAGUGAGUUGUGA
This is a messenger RNA of Maylandia zebra (zebra mbuna), 1076 nucleotides long. NCBI's taxonomy places the organism in Eukaryota, Metazoa, Chordata, Actinopteri, Cichliformes, Cichlidae. The record is from RefSeq and is a predicted model, not a curated record.